UGCAAAAUACUAAAAUUUUGAUAUUAUCUGGCCUCAUAAAAUUUAAUAAGUAACAAAAAAUGUCUACAAGCGACGACCAUAUCCUCACGCUUUCCUGCCCGGAUAAACCUGGCAUUGUCCAUGCCGUCACUGGGUUAUUGGCAUCCAAUGGCCUCAACAUCCUAGACUUACAGCAAUUCUCAGACAGGACGUCUAAGAAAUUCUUCAUGAGAGUUCACUUUGGCCAUGCUGCGUCGACGGAAAACUUGAACGAUCCCAUAGCCAAACUCGUAUCAGAAUUGGAAAUAGACCAACAUGACUUAAGACCGGCCAGCAAGAAACCUAGAGUCUUGAUCAUGGUGUCCAAGAUCGGCCACUGCUUGAACGACUUACUUUUCAGAACUAAGACAAAUCAGCUUGGCAUUGAGAUUCCCCUGAUCGUGUCCAACCACCCGGAAUUCAAGCCCCUGGCCGAGAGCUACGGUAUUGAGUUCCACCACCUUCCGGUGACCAAGGACACGAAACUAGAGCAGGAACAUCAGAUCUUAGACUUGAUCCGGCAGAACAACAUCGACCUCGUGGUGUUGGCUCGUUAUAUGCAGGUCUUAAGCCCGGGGCUGUGCGAGGCGAUGAGCGGGAAGAUCAUCAACAUCCACCACAGCUUCCUGCCGUCUUUCAAGGGAGCAAAGCCUUACCACCAGGCAUACGAACGUGGAGUUAAGAUCAUUGGCGCCACGGCGCAUUUCGUGACGGCAGACCUAGACGAGGGCCCAAUUAUCGAGCAAAGGGUGGCGCGUGUAGACCACAACAUGAGUCCGAAAGAAUUGGUCGAAGAAGGAAGCAACGUCGAGAGCCAGGUUUUGGCCGCGGCUGUGAAAUGGUGGAGCGAGAAGCGGGUAUUUUUAAACGGCCAUAAGACUGUUGUCUUCAACUAACAGCGCAACUUGCAUCAUAUUGACCUGGCGGAAAUUGCAUGUUUAAAUAAAAGCCUUUCGUUUCGAGUACAUCAUCAUACACCUAUUCAUCGUAAUAAGCGCUAUGAGUCAAGUUAUACCUUGAAGUUAACGUCUUCGAAUUUUCGCAA
Annulohypoxylon truncatum is the source of this 1063-nucleotide messenger RNA. Its product is annotated as Formyltetrahydrofolate deformylase. The transcript has a single exon. Gene Ontology annotation, biological process: 'de novo' IMP biosynthetic process. Gene Ontology annotation, molecular function: formyltetrahydrofolate deformylase activity. The coding region runs from base 60 to 914 and encodes 284 amino acids. The record is from RefSeq and is a predicted model, not a curated record. Lineage: Eukaryota; Fungi; Ascomycota; Sordariomycetes; Xylariales; Hypoxylaceae.